UCUCUGUGUCUCUGUGUGUGCCUCUCUGUGUGAGUCUCUCUCUGUGCGAGUCUCUCUGUGUGUCUCUCUGUGUGAGUCUCUCUGUGCGAGUCUCUCUGUGUGCGAGUCUGUGGCUGCGUCUCGUGAUCAGUAGCAGCGCUGGACACAGCGAUUUAGCGCCUCCGAUUCGCACGGUUGGCCACGUACAGUGCGAAAGAAGUUCAACAUACAGAGCCAGGCCGGGGAGCGGGGUCCCAGGGCCAGCACCGGCGCUAGCUUGCCCGAGUGUUUGGGGUCUCUAGGGCACGGGUUGGCGUUCGGGGUCUCUAGGGCACGGGUUGGUGGUGUUCGGGGUCUCUAGGGCACGGGUUGGCGUUUGGGGUCUCUAGGGCACGGGUUGGUGGUGUUCGGGGUCUCUAGGGCACGGGUUUGGGUUCGGGGUCUCUAGGGCACCAUUUGGUGUUCGGGGUCUCUAGGGCACGGGUUGGUGUUCGGGGUCUCUAGGGCACGGGUUGGUGUUUUGGGUCGGGGUUGGAGCCGGUGCUGGGCGGUGGCUUCGUGGCUGGGCGCGCGCCUGGAGCGGAGCGAAUGGAGGGCGUGAAGCUGAAAGAUCGGAUCCUGGAGAACAUCUCCUGGUCCAUCAAGAAGCUUCAAGGCAGCUUUGUUCCCUGUCAGCGCGAGGAGGAGGAGGAUGUAUCCGUGGGCAGCCAGCCGACCGUGCGCAACCACGACCGGCUGCUACAUCGCGUGUGCGAGCACCUGGACCACGCGCUGCUGCACGGGUUGCAGCACAUCCCUGCCGGCUACUGGCCGCUGGUCAUGCACUUCACGCGCUCCGAUGCGGUGGCGACGAUCUCUGCCCUGCAUCAUGUGACCACGAGCUUGGGCCGGAGCCGCGCGUGGCUGUACCUGGCGCUGAACGAGAGCAGCCUGGAGAGCUACCUGCGUCUCUUUAGUGAGAACCCGGUGCUGUUGCGUUCCCACUACAGCGGGAGCGCGUUGGUGUGCAGCUCGGACCACCUCAACCUCUUCCUCACGCUCGUCUCUGGCCUCGAGUUCAUUCACUUCGAGCUGGAGCUGGAUGCGCCAUACCUGGACCUGGCAGCGUACAUGCCCGAUCCGUACCGCCCCGUGCUGCCCGAUGACCUGCACGGCCACUCCCCGUCGUGCCGGGGCUCGUGCCAGGGCGGCUCGUGCCAGGGCGGCUGCUCCGACAGUGCCUCCCUCGAGUCCGGCAACUCGGCGAACCUGGAGUGGGACGACUCGGCCAUCGCUCCGUCCAGCGAAGAUUUUGACUUCCAAGACGUUUUCGAGCCUUGCAUGUGUGUCACGGACGCCACAGCAGACACCGACAGCCUCGCCGAGCCCCUGCACAGCCCCGACGCUGCGGGCAUUGUGGGCACCAUGGGCACUACAGGCACCACCGCCGCCAAGCGGGAGAGAGAGGGCGGCGUUACCGCGGCCCAGCGGGGGUCGUGGCACCGGCAGAACCCCUUCUCGUCGCCAAACCUCGGCUUGCGUGGCGACCCCACGGACGAGGUCGGCGGCAGAGCCAUCCCGGCGAGUUCCGGCGACGCCGACCACGACCACUCCCCGCUGGAAGUCAUCCGCCUGACCACCAGAAGGCGCAAGCGCCACGACAACGGGAGGGCCCGUGGCGCGGACGGGCAGCGGCACGGCAGCGGUGGCGGCAGCGAAGCAGAGACGGCGCUGCAGCCGGACAUUGUCCUGCAGUGGGACGCGGUGAAGCGGCCAAGCAGCGCGCUGCAGCCCGACGUGAUACUGCAACCGAGCGCGCUGCGGCAGGCGGGCAAGGCGGGCGAGGCGGGCGAGUUGGGCGGAGCCAAGGAGCCGGGUGACGAGUCGCAGCCAGACACAGCACAGCGCGUGGACACGGAGCCGUGGCAAGUCGGCCUGGUGUCAGGCAGCGAACAGCGAGGCGCGAACCGGCCCGGUUUGGAAAUGUCACGAGCGAAGGGUCCGGUGCAGUCGAGGAACCUGCGUCUGAACAUUGCCAAUCCCCUGAAUGACGACGAGGGGGCGGAGCGUGUUGGGUGUAGGGGUAAUGGCGACGCGGAGGAGGAGGAGGAGGGGGAGGGAGAGCAGCAUCAGAGCGUGCACGUGCUUCUUAGUUCGCACCUCUCCAGUGCGCAGAGGUACACGCUGGCCCACACGGACGAGGAGCAAUGGACGCUGGGCGACGAUGCCGUGGAUUCGGACGGAGUACGACCCUCAGAAGACGGACAUUUGGACAAACUGCACAACCACACCGAGCACAAUAGACCCUCCGGUGUGGCGAGCUCAGUUGACUGUUACGGUGAGCGGGGCUGUGGGGCGGACGAUGGUUGCGCAGGGGACUGUCGUUGUCAGAAUGGAAACUGUGCGCACGAUUGCGGUGGCACCGGUCACCGAGACAAUGUGGAGGCUGAGAAUGGGACAGCUUUGACAGGGGACAGAGAUGCGGAUGGCGAAGACACUGAGACGGAUGACGCCGCGAUGGGGAGGCCGCUACAGCACCGCGCCGAGAUCAGCGUGGACAACAAUCUGCUGCUCCUGCUCAUGCUGCACGUGUUCCGGGAAGACGAAGAGCAGCUGUACAAGAUGCUGAAGCUGACAACGGGACACGCGGAGGGUGCGGUACGGUCCUUAUUCGUGGUGCUCACCGACUGCCAUGUCUACCUCGUGCGCAAGGGGACGGCGGAGAAGCCGUUUGCGGUGGAGAGAGCCACCCCCUACCACCAGCUGGCGGCGGUGCGCGUGGGCGUGCACGGGCAGGCGGUGCGGCUGGACGACGCCUCGCAGCGCCAGCACACUUGGAUCGACACCGCCGAGCACGGCCUCACUGAGUUCCUGCUGCUGUCUCUGACGGCGGCGCUGGUGCGCGGCUGCCGGGAGCCACCGUACCCACGCACCCACACGGAGACGUCCGAGACGCACCCAACCCUCAUGGCAUUCGUCGCGCGCGAGACACCGUGCCCGCUGUCCGAAGUGCAUGUCGCAUGCUACAGCUACGUGCACUGGGAGGAGGUGCACCAGCAGUGCGCGCCCGGCUCCGGUUGUGCCGCGGCAGGCUGCCUGCAGGCCUCACGCUGCCCCCAGGGGCCAGGCUGUGUCCCCUACAAGGAGGAGCUGCUCGUGUACCGCACGACGGGGCGCAUGGGCGGCCACACGUGGAAGCCGUGCUACCUGGUGCUCAGCAGUGGCAUCUUGUACCAGUACGAAGACAGCACGGGCGUGACACCACUCAUGUCUCUCAGCAUGAGCGGAGGCGGGUGCGGUGGGUGCCUGCGCGUGCGCGACGCCGAGCAGCCACACAGCUUCCAGGUGCUGCUCACGGGGCGACCGCCCCUGCGCCUGGCCGCGCGCUCCGAGCCCAGCGUCUCCCAUUGGCUGCAGGCCAUCUGCCAGGCUGUGUCGCACGGGGUGUGCGUGCGUGUGCCCGCUGUGCCUGGCGUGCUGCUGCUCACGCGGAACGACCUCUUCCUGUGCCACGAGGACGCGGAGACGCGGUUCAUCCGCUCCCUGGGCAGGCUCCCACUGCCAUGCAUCGUGCGCGCACGGACACACGACAUGCGCCACGCGUGCUCACUGGUGAGAGAAGGCGCGGACUCGCAGUGUGUCCUCGGCUGGGACCUCAGCUUCAGUUGCGACUCGGAGCUGCGCAGGUUCCUCUCCGGCCUGGCUCUCGCCUGGGAAUCGAUUUUCCAGGUGCCGCUGCCGCAAGAAGUGCAGAGGGACGGGAGCUAGAGCCGCUCCGAGUGGGAGCGACCUAACAAUACAUGCUGACACGCACACAUACAUAUGUACACAGUGUAAUGCUCGUGGACUCCCUGUGUCUAUACAUGCAUAUGCACCGGUACGUUACUGCGCACACUAAAACGCACAUUUACGGUAAAGUGCGUGGAAUAUGCAUGGAUGCCCACAAACAUGCAUAAGCACGCAUGUGGCGAGGUACGAAUGCGAGUUUACACACACCGUGUGGUGGUAUUUAACAAAUGUGUUCUUGUUUUUUUCAUGUUUCUGCAAAGCCAACUCGAACAAGGUAUACGUUUUUGUUUAAUGAAAUAAAGUUCAAAGACUGAAAAAGCAAAA
Messenger RNA from Petromyzon marinus (sea lamprey), 4071 nucleotides. It is a transcript of the gene PLEKHM2, whose product is annotated as pleckstrin homology and RUN domain containing M2. Gene Ontology annotation, molecular function: kinesin binding. NCBI's taxonomy places the organism in Eukaryota, Metazoa, Chordata, Hyperoartia, Petromyzontiformes, Petromyzontidae. Gene Ontology annotation, biological process: regulation of protein localization; Golgi organization; lysosome localization. Gene Ontology annotation, cellular component: endosome membrane. The record is from RefSeq and is a predicted model, not a curated record.